Nyctereutes procyonoides (raccoon dog) is the source of this 4347-nucleotide messenger RNA. RefSeq names its product fibroblast growth factor 10 (gene FGF10). Gene Ontology annotation, molecular function: chemoattractant activity; growth factor activity; type 2 fibroblast growth factor receptor binding. Gene Ontology annotation, biological process: secretion by lung epithelial cell involved in lung growth; positive regulation of epithelial cell proliferation; limb development. The record is from RefSeq and is a predicted model, not a curated record. The transcript has 3 exons. The coding region runs from base 914 to 1600 and encodes 228 amino acids. Gene Ontology annotation, cellular component: cytoplasm. Lineage: Eukaryota; Metazoa; Chordata; Mammalia; Carnivora; Canidae.
CUCCACCCCUGCGAAGGAGGUUUGACCAGCAGAGGCUGAGCCCACCUCUGGCUCCGAAUCACUGACAUUUCGACUCCGGGCUUCAACCUGUUUACAAGCGGGCUUCCCAAAGGAAGGGGGUGGCGGGAGGGGGGCGGGAGGGAAAUAGGGCCAAGCGAAACACCAACCGCCAUCUCCCCCAAACAAGAAGUGACUUUCUGGAGGCUUCACAUCCACAGGCACCACCAAAAAGAGAAAGCAAGAGGGGGGAAGGAAACAACGGCGACGGGCAGCUGCCUCCGGUUCUGACAACUCCAGGGGGACGCGCUUUGCGAACGGGCUCGCAGGCUGGGGCUCCGCGGAGAGGGACCGGAGGGCGCCCAGCCCGGGCCGGCGCAGCGGGCGCAGCGGGCUCCCCGGCCUCCCGCCCCGGCCUCCGCGGGGCUUGCUCACCGUGCUGUCAUCUGUUUUUCAGACUUUUUUUUGUUUUUGUUUUUGUUUUUGUUUUUGUUUUUGUUUUGUUUUUGUGUCUUUUUUUUUUUUUUUUUUUUUUGCAUCUAACAUGGUGAAGAAAGGAGUGAAGAAGCGAACAAAGUAGCUCCCGAGGGGAGUGGAGCUCGCUGGUGACCCAGAGCCCCGCCGCCGCCGCCGCCGCCGCCGCCAGCUCCCGCUACCGCGGCCACCCACGUCCACCCACGUCCACGUUCACCGGGAGACUCGCGCGGCCGCGGAUCCCAGGACGGAGCGAGGAGAGGCGGCCGGCCCUUCCGAGGAGUUAUGGAUGUUGGUGCCCUCACUUCUGGCCGGAUCCGCGCCCCGGGGGAGCUAACCAGCGGCCGCCGCCUCCAGCUGUCUCCUUGCCUCGCACCAGGGCUUACCCUUCCAGUAUGUUCCUUCUGAUGAGACAAUUUCCAGUGCCGAGAGUUUCAGUACAAUGUGGAAAUGGAUACUGACACAUUGUGCCUCAGCCUCUCCCCACCUGCCUGGCUGCUGCUGCUGCUUCUUGCUGCUGUUCUUGGUGUCUUCCAUCCCUGUCACCUGCCAAGCCCUUGGUCAGGACAUGGUGUCACCAGAGGCCACCAACUCCUCUUCCUCCUCCUCCUCCUCGUCCUCCUCGUCCUCGUCCUCCUCCUCCUCCUCCUCCUCCUCGUCCUCUUCCUCCUUCUCCCCUCCUUCCAGUGCGGGGAGGCACGUGCGGAGCUACAAUCACCUCCAAGGCGAUGUCCGCUGGAGAAAGCUCUUCUCUUUUACCAAGUACUUUCUCAAGAUUGAGAAGAACGGCAAGGUCAGCGGCACCAAGAAGGAGAACUGCCCGUACAGUAUCCUGGAGAUAACUUCAGUGGAAAUCGGAGUCGUUGCCGUCAAAGCCAUUAACAGCAACUAUUAUUUAGCCAUGAACAAGAAGGGGAAACUCUAUGGCUCAAAAGAAUUUAACAAUGACUGUAAGCUGAAGGAGAGGAUAGAGGAAAAUGGAUACAAUACGUAUGCAUCCUUUAACUGGCAGCACAAUGGGAGGCAAAUGUACGUGGCAUUGAAUGGGAAAGGAGCUCCCAGGAGAGGGCAGAAAACACGAAGGAAAAACACCUCGGCUCAUUUUCUUCCAAUGGUGGUCCACUCCUAGAGGAAGGUGAUGCUUGUGGAUACAGUGGAACCAAAGGUUCUUUUGCCAGGACUCUCUGGUAUUCUUCAUAAAGACAGGAGCUCAGAAGGCAAAGACACAUUGCAGGUGUCUGCUUGCUUGAAAAAAAGGAAGUCUUUAAAGGUGUUGUACUCACUGCUGACAUACGAUGUUCUUUUGAUUAGUUCUGUGUCAUGCCUUAUAAUCGAGAUAUAAGCAGAUUAAAUGGGAUGGAAGUUAUUCCUAAGCGAACAACAUUGUGGCUGGUUUUUUUUUGGUGAAGUUUUUGUUUCUGUGCUUGUUUUUUAACCUCUAAGAUAGAACUCAAAGGACAUGGGACAAUCUGUUGAAUGAUCUUCAGGAAAGUUAUUUAUGGAAUACGAACUCAUAUCAAAGACUUUCAUUGCUCAUUCAUUCAAGCCUAAUGAUUCAAUGAGCAGUAAGACACGCAAGCAUUUCCUGGAAAGCACUUGGGUCACAUCGUAUGCACAACCAAAGGAGCUUUGGGCGUGGCAUCAUGGAAGAGUCAGAUAAGAUUUUAAAAAAUGUAAACAUGUUAGUGUAAAACUGUUCUAACAAAACAAAUAGUAUGGUAUGCUUGUGCAUUCUGCCUUCAUCCCUUUCUAUUUCGUUCUAAGUUAUUUAUUUAAUAGGAUGUUAAAUAUCUUUUGGGGUUUUAAAGAGUAUCCUCAGCAGCUGCCCUCUGAUUUACCUUUUCUUUUUCUUCAGCACACCACAUGCAUGUUCAUGACAAAGUGUUCUUAAAACUUGGCAAACACUUCAAGAAUUGGAGAGGAGAUAGGGAAGCAGGGUGAGAGCCCCAUGUGCUAUCUGUUAACUUAAUAUCACUUCUGCAAUAAGAACCAUCAACAAUAAAUAUGACAGUGCUGUGGCAUGGCUUGAUGAGAGAUAUCUGCCAUCAUUUAAAAACAUCUAUCACUCCUAAGGCUUCCUUUCAUAAGAAAUAGACCCAAAGGCCAAAUUCUUCUCUUUUAAUACACCAAUGGGGCUCCAAGAAUAUGCUAAAAGAAGGAAAAUUGUUAAAUAAAUUUUAGUACCUAGCCUCAUUAUUUACUGAUUUUCUGCCAUGCGUCUCAAUGGUAAGUGAUGAAGAGGCUGUCUGCAUAUAUAAGAGCCUUUUAUGAGUACCACAAUAGUGCAUCUCCUCCAAAGGAAUUAUUGAGGAAUCUGAAGUAUAACACUCCCAGGGGCUUAAACUGAGCAAAUAUAUCCUGGUAUAUGUGUAGCCAUAUACUGAAAUCUGUUCAAGCUGUAUCAUCUAGUCUUUACAAAACCGAAUAAAAGUUAUUUUCUGUAAAUUUAAAGAGCUUUGGAAGAUUCCAUCAUGUAACCAUAUCAAAAUUCAUUUUGUUAGAGCAGGUAUAGGAAACAAUACAUAAGAGUAUACCAGUCAUCAUCACAUUGUAUUCCACUAAAUAAAUACAUAAGCCUUAUUUGCAGUGUCUGUAGUGAUUUUUUUUAAAAGUGUAGAAAAAUACUAUUUGUUUUAAAUACUUUGAUAACUAUAAGAUUAUAUUGAUGCUGCAGUUUUAUCUUCAUAUUUCUUGUUUUGAAAAGGUCUGUUUAUUUUUACUGUUUGGAUACAGUAUAUUGGUACAAGGGAAAGACUCACUAAAUGUGUCUUUUUACUAAAGUUUAACUUCUAGAAAGGCUGGUGUUUUGUGAUCCUCUCUUAUAACUUAAUUGUGUCAAUGCUUAACCAGUGCUUCCAGUUAAUCUGUUAUUUAAGAAUUAGUUUUAUUAGGAAACUUUCCCAUAAAGUAAUCCCAUAAAAGGUCUUAUUUUUUCAUUCCUUAAAAAAGUUGGGAUUUCAAAAGAUAUGCAUUUGAGGCAGAGAGUUUUGGCUUAUGGCUAAAGUUGUGUUUUGUGGCAUUUGGCUUCCAACUUGCUUCUUAACAAAUCAGAUUCUAAAAAUGUUUAAUUUUUGUGGUUGGAAUCUGUAUGUGAAAAUAUAAUUGGUAACUGAAUCUGAGAGCUAUAAUGUAAUGUAUUGCUAUCAGAACUAGAUUACCUUUGUUCUUUCAUUUUAAAAUAAUAAUUGCACCUGACACAUGAAUACAGACCACCCAAAACCAAAAUUAAAUGCUUGGUGAGACAAAUAUAGGAUUAGAUGACUGCACGAACAGCAAACAGGGCACAAACUGGAUUCGUAUUUCAUGUAGCCAUUUAGAUUGCUAAGGAGACUAUGUGUAAACAGGCAUCAAUAUCAGACCCCAAACACUAAAACAGCUUCUAGCAAAAUGUAUCAAAGCUUGCAGAAGCCAAAAAUAGAAAACAUCUCCCUCACCUCCCCCUCCCAACACACACACGUGUGCAAGUGUGCUCGCACUUGGGUGCACACACACACACACACACACACACACACAGAGAUAGAGACAGAAACAGAAAGGAGAUUCUCCUGAAUUUAAAAAUGGCAUCUUUGCUUGAUAUUGAGAUAGAAUUCUGGUCACCUUUGUAGUUGGAUUGUGCUACUGAAGAAAAAGCAGUUCCAGCCCUGAAUAUUGUGUAUUAAAAAAAAAUCAUCAUGAUUUUGGGAGCUCAGUCUCUGCGGGAAGUGUGGCCCCUAGCCAUGAUGUCAAGGUGAGUUGGCCAUAAAUGUGUGUCCAUCUGAGUGCUGGUACUAAGGAGACUCCUCAUAAAGAUAUAAAAUCCCUCCCUCUUCCUACCUCCCCAAAGGCUGAACAGUGUAUAGUAUGUUACAUUUCAAUAAAUCAAUAAAAAUGCUGGGA